Messenger RNA from Amphiprion ocellaris (clown anemonefish), 1668 nucleotides. RefSeq lists its product as uncharacterized. The transcript has 7 exons. Lineage: Eukaryota; Metazoa; Chordata; Actinopteri; Pomacentridae. The record is from RefSeq and is a predicted model, not a curated record. The coding region runs from base 347 to 1519 and encodes 390 amino acids.
AAAUUAAAAGAAUCUGUCGCCAUCUAGUGGCCAAAAGGAGAAAUCAACACCUAUGUGGUGCACUGAUGAACAGCUGUGCAGACAUUUACACUUUGCCUUGAAUGAAGAAACGCCACCUUACAGAGGUAGGAUGCAGUGACAUGCUUGUGUAGCGUGAGAUUGUUAAGACAACCCAACAAUAACUUUUCACACACGGUUUUGGUUAAUUACUUCAAUCGAUUUAUUGGUCUUUAACCGUUUGAUGCGCAGUAUGGACUGACUGGGAGAGCAGAGGCCUUAAUUGAUAAACUCGAUCGAUACAGUGGGUGGAGCUUCCUGGUUUAAAGCCAGGAGAAGAAGCUGUUUGAUGAGAAUGGAGGAGGUGCAUUCUGUCUGUGGAGAACCUCAGGCCAUGUCGCACCAACUUUUUGGAAGUUUGAGGCGCAGUGGGGGGAAUUUCAUCCCGUCGGGUCGACAGAUCCCCAGGACUCCUCCUCCUGCAACCACCCACAGUGAGGAUUUUAAGGUCUGUGUCUUAUUUCACAGCCGUCUAAAAGCGGAACCUUACCGGCCUGAUACACAAUCAGAGCUGUGCACCUCUUCUCAACAGACUGCGACCAGAGAUCCAGAUGACAGCGACCAAACCCGGACAUGUGAUUUUAGCAGUUUGAAGGCAAAAACGGCAGAUGACCCCAUUUACAUGCUGAAGGGGAUGAAGGGGUAUCAGCUGACUCCGGGUGACUUGGAAUUCAUUAAAAAGAUGAAAGAAGAGCAACUCGUGAAGAAACUUGAGGGAGACUUAAAAGAGCUGCAGGAGCUGAUAAAAACGGAAACGACGGCCUUGGAGCGGGCGAGUGGUUCCAGGGAGAAGGCAGAGGCUGAGCUUAACACGUUUCCUUCCUGUGAGCAGCUCAGAGAGUGGACGAAGCUGGUCCUCAGAAGGAUGUCUGCUCUGACCGAUUUCACAGACCUGGACACCAAAUCUCUCCUGGCCAUGGUGACGAUGGAAGACGUCCAGGGCGUCAUGCAUGACAAGAGGGCUGAACUCAAUCAGAGGAGGAAAAUGGUGGCAAACAAAAGAAAGAAAGAAGCUGAGGAGAGAGAGCAGCUUGACAAACUGAAGAUACAGACACUGAUGAGGGAGUUAUGUGACCUGAAAUCUGAACUUGCACAGCAAGAGGAGGCUUGUAAGCUGAAAGCUUCAGAGAAGCCAACGAAGUCCUUUAAAACUGCCAGAGGGAAACAGAAGAAAGUUAAAGAUCAAGAAUUCAGUUCACCAGAGGCUGUAGGAGCUACAAGAGUGAGAGGAAAGCACGCUGGAACUGCUCCAACCACAGCUUCACGACCAAAAGAUCAAAGUACAUCAGCAGCUCCUCAAGCAAAUAAUCAAAGUGAAGUGAAAGUUGGUGAAGCGGAGUCCACGUCACAACAGAAGGCCCCGAAGCAAAGUAGAAAAACAUCUGCAGAUGGUGCUGGACAGGAGACACAAAACACUGGUCUGAGAAGAUCCAAGAGAGUCGCCAAGAGGAGCUGCAUUUGAGCCUGCUUCAAUUCAUAAUUCAACUGAUUCCAUAUAUGAUAAUGUAGGUUAUGCACAUUUUUCUAUACUUUUAAUCAUUAAUAUUACUAUUUCUUAUGAAAAAUAAACUUGAACAUUCCCAAAACUAGAUGCAUCCUUGACUUUUCCUG